Molecule: messenger RNA, 876 nt
Organism: Encephalitozoon cuniculi GB-M1
Lineage: Eukaryota; Fungi; Microsporidia; Unikaryonidae
Product: transcription factor TFIIE subunit TFA1
Exons: 1
Coding region: 1-876 (291 amino acids)
Biological process (GO): transcription open complex formation at RNA polymerase II promoter; transcription initiation at RNA polymerase II promoter
Cellular component (GO): transcription factor TFIIE complex
Source: RefSeq, marked provisional
AUGGAUUACGAGCCUGUGAUGAAUGACCUCAUAAAGAAAGUAGUAAGGAAGUUCUAUGAGCCUCAUCACGUGGUCAUAGCCGACAUUCUGCUUCGGAAGACUCUUCUUUACGACACUGAACUCUGUGAAAGGAUGAAGAUGCUUUCGAAGGAGGUCAAUCGGCUGAUUAUAAAGCUGAGGGAGGAUAAGAUCAUCAAAUACGAGACAAAGGUGGAGAGCAGGGAAGACAACGGGCAGAUUCUGCGUACUGUAUACUAUAUCAACUAUGCAGAAGUCCGGGACGUUAUCAAGUACAAGAUAUUUAAGAUGACAAAAAACUUAGAGAAUAACAUCAAAAUGGCGCAAGUGGAAGGAUACGUGUGUAUGGAGUGUGGAAAGGAGUACAGCUCCCUCGAUGCACAGUGUCUUAUGGAGAACUAUGUGUUCAAAUGCGAGGACUGCAAGGGAGAUCUUGUGGAAAACAAGAAGGACAGAAGCGCAGAUUGCAUGAUGUAUUCGAAUCUGAUGUCUGAGUUAGAUGACAUUGUCCUUCUCUUGAAGGAGACGGAUAAGUUCAAUAUUCCGUCGAUGGACUACUUCCAGGUUCUCCAGAUGAAGAAGGAGAAGGAGAGCAAGGAGAUACCUGCCCAGAAGGACGAGGAGGUUUCCUCGAUACCGCUUCCAACUGUGGAGGAGUUUGAUCUAGGAAAGCCUUAUGUUGCCGACGAUAAAGGCGACCACAAGGAGGAUAUAAAGAUAGACGAGUAUGUAACUGUGGGUGGAGCCAAGAAGUUGUUUGCCGACAUUACUGAGGAAGACAAGGAGAUGAUGGACGAGGCCGAGUACGAAGAGUACUAUGAGGUCUAUUCCAGAUACCAUGAUAACUCUGGGAGCUGA